Messenger RNA from Jaminaea rosea, 1779 nucleotides. Its product is annotated as acyl-CoA dehydrogenase NM domain-like protein. The record is from RefSeq and is a predicted model, not a curated record. Bases 1 to 1779 code for a protein of 592 amino acids. Gene Ontology annotation, molecular function: oxidoreductase activity, acting on the CH-CH group of donors. Lineage: Eukaryota; Fungi; Basidiomycota; Exobasidiomycetes; Microstromatales. The transcript has 2 exons.
AUGAGAAUCGAUGAAGGACACCAGUUCCCCCGACUCGUUCACCCAGACGUCUUCAAUGACGACACGUCCCUACGCCUCCUCGUCUAUCGUCGCCUGACAGAGAGUGGCCUCCCUGCUUCCUCCGUACGCUCUGCCUUUUCCGACCUCUCCUCCUUCUCCACUCGCUGCACCACAACGCACCGUCUCACAUCGUCCACGCUCUGUGGCCCACAUCAGGAACCACACCUGCGCCAGUAUAAUGCUUGGGGACGGCGUGUGGAUGAGCUGGUCACAGGACAGGGAUGGAAGGACCUUAAACGCGCAGCAGCAGAGGAAGGCAUUGUGACCACCUCGUAUGGCCCGGCCCGGCAAGAAUGGGGGAGCGCAGCGCGUGUACUGGCUUUUACCCGGGUCCUGCUCUUUGGCCCUGUAUCCAAGCUAGCGCUCUGCCCCAUGUCCAUGACGGACGGUGCAGCGCGCGUCCUGGAGCUGGUGGGUACGCCCUCGCAGCAAGCGGAGGUGUUGCCUCGCCUCGUAAGCAACGAGGCGGAGAAGGCUUGGACUGCAGGGCAGUGGAUGACGGAGCGACCUGGUGGGUCUGAUGUGUCGAGGACAGAGACGGUUGCGAGGCACGUCGAGGGGAGGACGUAUGCGCUCGAUGGGUUCAAGUGGUUCAGCUCAGCCACGGACGGCGACGUAGCGCUGGCGCUUGCGAGGACGAACGACGUAGCAGGGUCGAGAGGCUUGUCCCUCUUCCUUGUGCGACUGCGCGACAGCGAAGAUGCGCACGUUCCGCUCAACAACGGCGUUCGCGUACAUCGAUUGAAGCACAAGUUGGGCAGCAAGUACCUCCCUACGGCAGAGCUUGAGCUGCGGGAUUGUCAUGCCGAGCUGGUGGGUGAGGUCGGGCAGGGAGUCAAGACGAUUGCUUCCGUGCUUAACAUCACACGGCUGUACUCUGCUUCGGGAGCAGUUGGGGGCUUGCUGUAUGGGUGGCGACUUUCUGCACAUUACGCCACGCAGAGACAGGUAGGUGACAAAAUGCUGAGCGACCUACCUCUACACACCCGGUCUCUCUUUGGUAUCGCGGUCACGCAGAGAGCACUGCAGCAGCUCUUUUACAGCGUCGUCUCGCUGUUGGGGAAGAGCGAAUGCAACAUCGCCUCACGAGAAGAAGACACGCUACUCCGUCUCCUCACUCCGACCCUCAAGGCUUUCGUUUCGACUCGUGGAACAGAAGCGGUCCUUGGGCUAGUGGACUCGUUCGGUGGGCAGGGGUACAUGGAGGACUCGGGAUUGGGCGUUGCGGAGAUGCUGAGGGACUUGACAGUCGAGAGGAUUUGGGAGGGGACAGCAGAGGUGAUGAGUAUGGAUGUGGUGAGGGUGUUGAGCGCAGUAAAAGGGGAAGCCUUGACGGUCCUGCUGGAUGAUGUUGAGCGGAGAGUACGCGGAGACGUCGUGGUGGGUGAGCUUCAAGAGAUUGUGAAGAGGCUGAAAGAGCACGUCGCUACGACCAGGCGAGCGUGUGAAGCGCUUGCCUCUCAUGGCGCAAAGGCAUCGCAUCGCUAUGCUCGUCCGCUGCUGGACGUCAUUGCCCUGCUUUACAGUUCAGCGUUGCUCGUUGAUCACGCAGGGUGGUCACGCAAGCACGCCGGCGAUGACGAGGACGUCGUGGUGGCUCGAGCAUGGGUAGAAGAGAUCGGCGGCAUAGAAGCCGCGAUGGAUGCGUUCAGGCGAGCCCUACGGGACAUUGAGGCGGAGCACAAUGAGCGAGCCGUUGUCUUUGGAGCCAAGUUGUAG